UGGCUGUGCGCGCCCCCGACGCAGGGCUGGGUUUCCAAUUUUCUUUUUUUUCUUUUUUUUUUUUUUUGAUGUUUUAUUUUUUUGCGGCGCGGGGGCACAACAAUAUGGAGCCGGACAUGGAGGACAAAACGUUAGAGCUCAUGAACAUGUCAGUUAUGGACUCUCAUACUGGAGAGAUUUCCCCAAAGACCACAACAGUAUUUAAGAUCACUAACGGCCCCCUGUCAGGCUCGAGGAAGCGGCCGUCGGAGGGCAACUACGAGAAGGAAAAGGACGUGUGCAUCCAGCUGUUUGACCAGUGGUCCGAGGCCGACCAGGUGGAGUUUGUGGAGCAUCUGAUAUCACGCAUGUGUCACUAUCAGCACGGCCACAUCAACUCUUACCUCAAACCCAUGCUCCAGAGGGACUUCAUCACAGCGCUACCAGCUCAGGGUCUGGACCACAUAGCUGAGAACAUCCUGUCGUUCCUGGAUGCACGCUCGCUGUGUUCAGCUGAGCUGGUGUGUAAGGAGUGGCAGCGUGUCAUUUCAGAGGGGAUGCUGUGGAAGAAGCUGAUCGAGCGCAUGGUGCGAACCGACCCACUCUGGAAAGGCCUCUCCGAGAGACACCAGUGGGAGAAGUACUUAUUCAAGAACCGCACUACAGAAGUCCCGCCAAACUCCUACUACCGAUCUCUUUACCCCAAAAUUAUUCAGGACAUUGAGACCAUUGAGGCAAACUGGCGCUGUGGACGGCACAACCUUCAGAGGAUCCAGUGCAGGUCUGAGAACAGUAAAGGAGUCUACUGCCUCCAGUACGACGACGACAAGAUCAUCAGCGGCCUCCGAGACAACUCCAUCAAGAUUUGGGAUAAGCAGUCUUUGGAAUGUUUGAAGAUUCUUACGGGGCACACAGGGUCAGUGCUGUGUCUGCAGUACGACGAGCGGGUCAUCGUUACUGGCUCCUCGGACUCCACUGUCAGGGUGUGGGACGUGAACUCGGGCGAGGUGCUGAACACUCUGAUCCACCACAAUGAGGCCGUGCUGCACCUGCGCUUCUGUAACGGCCUGAUGGUGACCUGCUCCAAAGACCGCUCCAUCGCCGUGUGGGACAUGGCCUCUCCUACUGACAUCAGCCUGCGCCGCGUGCUCGUAGGUCACAGGGCUGCCGUCAACGUGGUCGAUUUUGAUGACAAGUACAUCGUCUCUGCCUCUGGAGACCGUACCAUUAAGGUGUGGAGCACGAGUACCUGCGAGUUUGUACGCACUCUGAACGGCCACAAGCGCGGAAUUGCCUGCCUUCAGUAUAGAGACCGGCUCGUGGUUAGCGGCUCCUCGGACAACACCAUCAGGCUAUGGGAUAUCGAGUGUGGUGCCUGUUUGCGGGUUUUGGAAGGGCACGAGGAGCUGGUGCGCUGCAUUCGCUUCGACAACAAGAGGAUCGUCAGUGGCGCUUACGACGGAAAAAUUAAAGUAUGGGACCUGCAGGCUGCCUUGGAUCCACGAGCUCCCGCCAGCACUCUGUGUCUGAGAACACUGGUGGAGCACUCAGGCCGUGUGUUCCGGCUGCAAUUUGAUGAGUUCCAGAUCAUCAGCAGUUCCCAUGACGACACCAUCCUCAUCUGGGAUUUCUUGAAUGUGUCGACUAACGGACAAAUGGAAGGACGGUCGCCAUCGCGCACGUAUACGUACAUAUCCAGAUAGCAGGGCUGCCCUGGAAGCGUGUGGAGUGUGUGAGAGUGUGUGCGCGGGGACUGUCCUGAUGACCGAGUCUCUGUGGUUAAGUGUGCCAGGAUCAGAGGUCGAGGAACGCCACCCCUGUCCUCCCCUCACCCUCCUCUCUCUUUCUUUUACUCUUCUUCUUGUCUCCUUUUUUUAAUUCUAAGCCCCUCUUGAAAACACUCACCCAGACACACACACAUUCACACACACUCAGUUAUGUGCAAACAGACCCUGAGCUCCCUUUCUAUCGGGUAGCGGGAGGAGAAGAUGGAGAGAGGGAUGCCACUGAGGAUGAGCUCGUAGCUCCGCCCCCACAUCCGCCCUGACAGCUGCCCUAGCCUCGCUUCUGGGCCCAAGGACUAUUUAACUCUUGAUAUUUUUAUUUCUCAUGUUUUUUGUGGAAAAAAAAAGAUAAACAGUGGAAGUGACUCUUCCAUGAGGACUGUGUUUGCAUGAAUGAAUGAUGGGACUGUAAAAGACGGUCAAGCCACAUUUGUGUCUUUAUUUUAUUAUUAUUUUGUAUUUUCAUUUUCUUUUUUUUUUCCUUUCUAAAUUUGGGAGAUCAACUUUGUUUUGCUUCCUUUGUGGUGACGUACUAAUCCCUGUAGUUUUCUUCGUUUCAGAUUCCUCUUCAGUCCGUCGCUCUGUUCCCUUCCAUGUCCUUUGCUAGCUCUAGCUUUCUCUCUCUACUCUCUUCUUCUGUCUUGGUCUCUUUCGCUGUCUGCUCGUCUAGGUUCCGAAUGACCCCUAACUGAUCGCAGUUUAGUUGUAAACAGAAAUGUCUUGGUUAAAAUGGUGUUGUAUAUUGAAAAGAUUUUUUAAAGAAAAAAACAUUAUUAUUAAUAAGAAUAAAGUACUUGACUGUGAAGGAGUGUUAACAAA
Molecule: messenger RNA, 2582 nt
Organism: Hemibagrus wyckioides
Lineage: Eukaryota; Metazoa; Chordata; Actinopteri; Siluriformes; Bagridae
Gene: fbxw11b
Product: F-box and WD repeat domain containing 11b
Exons: 13
Coding region: 69-1682 (537 amino acids)
Molecular function (GO): protein dimerization activity
Source: RefSeq, a predicted model, not a curated record